Messenger RNA from Vicia faba (fava bean), 1122 nucleotides. The record is from the annotation of a GenBank genome assembly. Lineage: Eukaryota; Viridiplantae; Streptophyta; Magnoliopsida; Fabales; Fabaceae.
AUGCUUACGAUGAUGAUCUUCAUCAUAAACACAAUCUUAGUAACAUCAUCACCAUCAAUUCUCCGACCUGGGUUUUACUCAAAAACAUGUCCAAAAGCUGAAACCGUUGUCAGAGAUGUCAUGAAAAAAGCACUUCUUAAAGAACCCAGAAGUCUUGCCUCUGUUAUGCGCUUUCAGUUUCAUGAUUGCUUUGUUAAUGGGUGUGAUGCUUCUAUGUUGCUUGAUGAUACACCAAUGAUGCUUGGAGAGAAAUUGGCCCUUUUAAAUAUAAAUUCUCUAAGAUCAUUUGAGGUUGUUGAUAAGGUUAAAGAGGUUCUUGAGAAGGCUUGUCCUGGAGUUGUUUCUUGUGCUGAUAUCAUAAUCAUGGCUUCUAGAGAUGCUGUAGCACUGACAGGAGGACCUGAUUGGGAAGUGAAGUUAGGAAGAUUGGACAGUUUAACAGCAAGUCAAGAAGACUCAAACAAUAUCAUGCCAAGUCCAAGAGCUAAUGCAACUGCUCUCAUCACCCUCUUUAAAAAAUACAAUCUCUCUGUCAAAGACCUUGUAGCACUUUCAGGAUCUCACUCUAUCGGCCAAGGUCGUUGUUUUUCGAUCAUGUUUAGGCUGUACAAUCAAUCGGGAAGUGGUAAACCCGAUCCGGCCAUUGAUCCACACUUCAGUGAACCUUCUGUAACACAGCUCCUCACCUACUAUGUUCAUAAAACCACGCCACCUACUCCUCCUCCUCCGACGACACCAGAGACGCAGUCGACGGCGCAUGCGGCUACGGCGACGCUCUCAGAGACGGUUACGGCACCUCCGGAGCUUCUCUCAGCGAGACUCUCUUUGUGCACGGCCAGAUCUGUGGCGCAUGUUUUGAGCUUCGCUGUUUUGAGGAGGAUGUUCCGUUUGACCGGCGGUGGUGUGUUUCCGGCAGGUCUAUUGUUGUCACCGCUACGAAUUUCUGUGCUCCGAACUAUGGUUUUGAUGCGGAGAGUGACGAUGGACAUUGUAAUCCUCCUAAGCAGCAUUUCGUGGUUCCGGUUGAAGCUUACGAGAAGAUUGCAAUUUGGAAAAAGGGGAACAUGCCCGUGGGGUAUCGCAUGUACUCACUCUAUUCUUAAUCUUCCUCUUUAUUAUUAG